This is a messenger RNA of Plasmodium malariae, 6894 nucleotides long. RefSeq names its product myosin D, putative. Gene Ontology annotation, molecular function: microfilament motor activity; ATP binding; actin filament binding. Gene Ontology annotation, cellular component: cytoplasm; vesicle; actin cytoskeleton. Lineage: Eukaryota; Apicomplexa; Aconoidasida; Haemosporida; Plasmodiidae. Bases 1 to 6894 code for a protein of 2297 amino acids. The transcript is spliced from 4 exons. Gene Ontology annotation, biological process: vesicle transport along actin filament; actin filament organization. The record is from RefSeq and is a predicted model, not a curated record.
AUGGCUUCCUUGCAUUUUAAGAGCAACGAAACUUUCUAUUAUUCCAAUAUAUCAAACAUGAAAGACGAUGAUCAGAAGGACUCAAUAAAAAGGGAAGACAUAUGUGAAGAGGAUCUUCCCUCUGAAAAAAAGGAAAAAGAAGACAUAUACUCACAUACGCAUGUAUGGUAUUUUUAUAAUAAUAUAUACAAAAAAAUGGAGAUUUCUAAAUUUAACAAAUCGGAAAAUUCGUACAACCUUAAACGUAAAGGAAAAACCCUCGAAAACGUAGCAGCAGAUAAAGUGGUUAGAUGCCUGAGGGAGGACAUAGAAAUAGACAGUGAAAAUAACAUAGAUAUAAUAUUGCUGAACGAGCAAAAUGUUUUGGUUAACUUAAAAAAUAGAUACAAAAAAAAUAAAAUAUAUACAUUUCAUGCUUCAUUACUGUUAGCUAUCAAUCCAUAUAAACAAAUCAAAGGACUGUAUGACACUGAACAGAUGAAUAUAUAUUUAAAUAAAUUCAAAAAUAACAAUAUAAAUAGUAUUAAAAAAGAUUAUAAUGCCCAUAUUUAUGAUAUUAGUAAUAUGGCAUAUAGAAAUAUGGUAUUAAAAAAGAAAAGACAAACUAUUGUUGUUUCAGGGCAUAGUGGUAGUGGAAAAACGGAAAAUUGCAAAUUUCUUUUCAAGUAUUUCCACUACAUCUUUUUCCACAGAUAUAGAAAUGAUAAGAAGCAGAUAUACAAAAGUAUGAGCUCUUACAUGCAUGACAGUUCUGAGGAGGAGGAAGUAGGGGCGGACGUGGAAGCAGAAGCGAAUGGCGAAGGAAAUGCCAAUGUAAAUGCCAAAGUGAAUAUCAAAUUGAAUAGCAGAGUGAAGGACGUAGAGAGGGAAAAGAGAAGGGGUGCUACGGAUAGUAUUGUAGGAAGCUACAAAAGAACAGUGAAUGAAACUGAUGCAAGGGCAGCAAGUAAUGAGGAGAAAGAGGAGGUCGAGGAAAAAAAUAUCAUAACAAAAAAGAGUGAAACAUCUGCCAUCGAUGAAUAUACAAAUUAUGAUCGAAUUGAUAAACUUAUUUACAUUAACAAUAUAAUAGAAUCGAUGAGCAAUGCAAAAACUAUAAAAAACAAUAACAGUAGUAGAUGUGGAAGAAUUAAUGACUUAAUAUUUGAAAAAAAAAAUAGUGAUAAUUAUACGUUAUUUAAUUAUUGCUUUUCUAAUAUCAAAAUAUUAAUACUAUUAUUAGAAAUUAAUAGAUGUAUUACUCAUAAUAAUGGAGAAAGGAAUUUCCACGUUUUUUAUCAAGCCAUUUGGGGUUUAUCUGACACGCAGUUGAAAGAAAGGAAUUUGAUCAGAGAUAUUUAUUAUUAUAAUAUCUUAAAUAAUGAUGCAUGUAAAGGAGAAAGUAGGGAAAAAAGAAAAAAUAAAAUAAUUAAAAGAAACAAAAUGGUAAACGGGGAUAGAAGCAUAGAAGAAGGGAGUAACUACGUAGAAAUGGAACGACAGAAUGACGAAAGGGAACGACAGAAGGACGAAAAGAAUUUCGAGUAUUUAGUACAAGGACUCCGUUAUAUAAAGUAUGAUGAUGACAAGAUUAACCAGUUUUAUGAUAUCAUAGCGGGAUUAAUACACUUGGGGGAGAUAGACCCGAGUGAGGAAGAUCCACACAAGGAGCAGGAUAAGGAGCAACAGGAAGACCUGGAGCGUGUACCUUGGGGGGAAGGCUACAGGAAUGCAUGCAUGUGCCUGCAAAUAAACCAAAGUGACCUCGAAAACACGAUCAAUUACAAGAAUAUAAGCGUUUCGUGUGAAAAUAUAAAAAUGCGUCGAAAUAAGGAAAACGCAGUUUCCACUUUACACACAUUAAUAAAAGUAAUAUAUAAAAAAUUAUUUAAUAGACUAAUAAAUGAUAUAAAUAUGACAAAUUUAAGUAAAAAAGAGAAAGAAUUGAUAACAAAUCAAGGGAUAUAUGAAACUAAUAAUAAUGUUAUAUCUAUACUAGAUCUGUACGGGUUUGAAGAAUUAGCUUUCAAUGACUUAGAACAAUUAUGUAUCAAUCUAGCUAAUGAAAAAUUAAAUAAUUAUUACAUUAACAAUGAAAUUGAAAAGGAAAAAAUUAUUUACAAGUCAGAAAAUAUUUUGUGGAAUGAUAUAGAUGUACCUAGUUAUAAAGAUACCAUUUUUUUUAUUGAAAAGCUAUUUAGAAAUUUGGAUGACAUAACCAAGUUAAAUACUAGUGGUCAGAAAAAAGUAGAUGAUGAUUUAUUUAUCUACUUGUUAAAUAAUGAAAAAAAUUAUAUUCAAAAGGAUAUAUAUGGUUUUAUAAGUAAUAAAGACAAUAUGUAUACAAGCAAAAAACAAAACAUCAAGACAAAUACAUUUUUCAUCAAACAUUAUGCUGGUCAUAUAACGUAUACUAUUAAAAAUUGGGUGUACAAAAACAGUGAUAGAGUUGAGCCAGAAAUAGAGUAUAUAAUUAAAAAUUCAAAGAAUAUAUUUCUUAGGAUGGGAUCAAAUGAACAUAAUGAAACAAUGGAGGUAAAAUUAAAUUGUAUACAAGAUCAUGAGUUGCAACAGGUAGAAGAAAAAAUUAAAGACACAAAAGGAUAUGAUAAAAAAUUAACUCAUAAUAGUAAAGGAGUAAGUGAAAAUAGAAUAUCCGAGCAAAUGAAUCAUAUCACAUGCGAAGAUUUAGAAGCAAAGAUGACAAUGACGAAAAAUGCAGGAGAUUUGAACAGCGAAAAGAUAGAGAAUCAGGCAUAUGAUAUAUCGUCUUCCAUGAAUAAAAACAAGUUAGCAUGUGAAAAAGCGUGUGGUGCAAAGGGAAACAGAGCCGAGAGCAGUGAUAUAGGCAAAAGGGGUGAUAGUAGCAACAUUGGAAACACGAUUACAACUAAAUCAGAAAUUAAAAUAAACAAAUUAAAGGAUAAUAAAUUUAUACAAGACCAAAUUAGCAAUUUGAAAAAAGGGAUGAACAAAAAUGGUGCAAAGGGGGAAAUAAUUCUGAACAGGCAAGGACAAAAAAUGGGUGACCCUACUUCAACCAUCAGUCGAAAUAUCAGCGAGUUUGACAAGAGUGAGCGAAAUAUAAAAGAAGGCAAUAAUGGGAAAAUGGAUAAACAUGGCAAGAACAAAAAGACCAACUUGCUGAGUGUCAGCAGGAAGUAUAUGAAGGAGCUCGAUAACCUCUUUGCCAAUUUAGAAAAGACAGAUAUGUAUUAUGUUAGAUGCAUGUUGCCUAAUGAGCAUAUGCAGAAGGACUGCUUUAAAAGAAGUUUAGUAUAUGCUCAGUUGAAGCAGAGUGGAGUAAAUGAAAUGGUCAAGAUAAUAAAUAAAGGAUUAUCACAUAAAAUAUUAAAAGAAGAAUUGUUAGAAAAAUGUAAACAUAAUAUACCUAUAGAAUUACAAUAUUGUAGUAAGGAUGAUAUAAUUUAUUAUUUUAUGAGAUUAUUCAAUGAACAUAAAUAUUUUAAAAUAGGUAGAAAUUAUGUAUUUAUGAAAUCGCAUAUGUAUACACAGAUAAACUACUACUUAUAUGAUAACACAUCCUUUUUGUUUUCUAAUGAUAGUGGAGAUCAUAUAUUAUUUGAAAAAAAGAAAAAAGAAAUAUUUAAGGAUAUAAGAAGUUUACGGUUUAAAAGAUGUAUAACAGUAGUAAAAAUCUUUUGUUGGUUGAACAGGUAUUAUAUUCCUUAUAUUCAAAGGAAAAAAGAAAUGAAAAUAAAACUAUGUAAUUAUAUGUAUAAAAUAUACUUAAUUUAUAAAACUAUUAGCAAUAUAAGGAACACGUUACCCUAUAACAUCAAGAGGAUGAAUAAAAUUCUAUGCAUUAAAGCAUAUCAUGUUGCUUUUAAAAAAAUAAAAUUUGCAAAAAAUAGGAAAAAGAUGGUGCUCUUGAGUAAGGUGAAUAGAAUGGAAAAGUCCCUGGAAGAUGGGGAGGAGGAAAAAAAAAAAAAUUUUAAACUAGAACUGCCUGCAGCGGAUGAGGGGAAAGUGGGAAAGGAGUUAGAUAUAGGAGAGAAGUUAGAAACUGGGGAAAAAGAUGAAUUUACAGGAGGAAAGGAAGAAAAACGACAUGUUUUACGUGAAAAGGAAAAAAAGGAUGUACAUACAUCAUCACAUUGUACAACCUGCAAAUGGAUGGGACUAAAUAAUGCGGGGGCAGAGAUAUUCGUAUGUACCCCUGAUAAUUAUCAUUACGUUUACAAUAACUUAGAUUGGGUGGUUAUCUAUAUUGAUAAGCGGGUGCAUUUUUACAAUAUUCUAUAUAGUUAUCAAAGAGUGGAUAAAAAAUAUAUUCUAAAUUUUGAUUCCAUUGUAAUAAAGAAGUUGAGCUGUGAAGAAAAUGAAUGGUUAAUUGGUGAUAACCAGAAUUGUAGUGAUAUCGAACGGGAAGGGGGCGAAGAUAAAUAUUUCGGAGCAAAUGAAGAACGAGGAGAAGAUCAAAGUGCAUCACUUGUAGCAAGGAGAGAAGAACAUAGUGAUAAAACCAUCUUGAAAGAGCAAAAUAAGAUGAGUACGAUUCAUAGUUAUCUGUCGAAAAGGUUUUGUUGCAUUAGUCAGCAUCAUUUGUACAAAAAUAUUUUUAUUGGAAUUGACGAAAAAUUAAAUGUAGUUAUGUUUACAUAUCCUAAUUUAAAAACUAUUAAAAAUUUUAUGAAAAAAAAAAUAAAAUCCAUAAAACAAAACUCUGAUAAUUUGCCUAUUACCUAUUUACCUCAGUUAUGCAGAAGGAGGAAGUACAGCCGUAAUAUGAAGCAUGGAACACGUGCUAGGGAGAACCCAAUGGUAAGAGAGGCAUCACGCGGGUUAUCGGAGUGCAGGAUAGUGAAUCGCGAAGAAGAUAUGGAAAAAGGGCAUCCACUUGACCUUUUCAGUAGUGAAAAUUUAAAUAUGUUCAUGCAUAUGUAUAAGAAUAUUUACGUUCUCAGUACUAUCGAAAGUGCUUUGACAAAAGGGCAGGAGAUAGAAGUGGGGAUAGAAAUGGAAUUAGAAGCAGGACAAGAUGCGGGAAAAGAAACGACAGUACAAAUCAGUCGCGGGGGACUUGAUGUGGAGCACGAGAAGUUAGGGAUAACCAAGUUGAAAACAGGGGUACGUAAAAUGAGUAAUAGGGGAGGCAAAGAGGAGUAUACACAUAAAAAUCAAACAAAGAGAAGUAAAGGAGAGGGGGGAAAAGAAAGAAAUAACACCAGGAGUUGUACCUUCCUCAAAGAAAUAAAGAAAGAGGAAUACAUAUCGAAUGAAUAUUACUCCAAUGAAUCUUUUAAAAUAUUAAAGAUAUGUUUUUUACCAAGUAGUAUAUGCUAUUUUGUGUAUAUAGCCUAUACAAUGCUAAAUGAAAAUCAUUGUUUAAUCUUAAGCAUAGUUAAUUUAUUUUCGAAACCUAUUUAUAAAUAUAGUAUACAUAUAUGCAUUAAUGACAUAAUUAAUAAUGAAAAAUUUUCAAAUUAUUUUAUCAAAAAUUAUAAUGACGUACAUUAUUAUAAUAACGAAAUGAGAAGAUCAUCUCCUAUGGAUGAAAAAGGUAGAAGUAAUAACAGAAUGAAUGAUGAGGAAAUUAUGGACAAAUAUUUAAGUACUUUGAAAAUUUCCAUAAUUAAUAAUUCGCAUGUACUUAUAUAUGGUUGUUGUAUACUAAGUUUGGCUGAAAUAAAAAAUUAUGACUUGUUCAGCUCAAAUCCAUAUGUUAAGGAAUAUGAAUAUAAAUAUUUAAAGCUCUUAUUUAAUUUGUACUCUUUCGAGUACUUUAAUAAUAUAUGUGACUCACAUAUGAAUAAAUUAUCCUACGAGUUAAAGCAUACUUUAAUUGUUAACGAUCUAUUUAAAAAUGGCACACAGAGAAAGAAAAGGAGCAAUGAUAGGAGCAAUUUAAUUUUCCUGAACAAAUCAGAAAAAAAUUGCGACACGUCCACGUCAAAUUUGAGAGAAAAAAAAAAAAAUCAUUUAGCUACAUAUAGCAAAGCUAGUCAUGAAUGCACUUUUUAUAUAUUUUCCUUAUUCAAUGAAAUUUAUUUAUUAACAAAUAAAGGAGAGAAAAAUAUGUCUGACGUGUUAUUUCAUUAUGAUCAUUGGACUAUUAAGAAGAUAAAGAGGAGAAUAGAUACUCCUAGCCCAAGGCAUUGUACUUUUCAAGCAGUAAUGAAUAUGAAUAUUAAUUAUUAUUAUAAUAAGGAUUACUAUAAAAGUGCUGUAGCCUUGGGUCCAUCCAUUCAAGGAACAAUUCAGAGAUAUCCGCUGUUCAACGAAAGCAGUGAAGAUAAUGAACUAAGAGAGGGCAAUGUAUUAAGGGAGGACAGUGAACCAAGAGAAGAAAGUGAACCAAGAGAGGAAAGUGAACCAAGAGAAGAAAGUGAACCAAGAGAAGACCGUGAACCAAGAGAAGACCGUGAACCAAGAGAAGACAGUGAACCAAGAGAAGAAAGUGAACCAAGAGAAGAAAGUGAACCAAGAGAAGAAAGUGAACCAAGAGAAGAAAGUGAACCAAGAAAGUGUAUCAAUCGCAAUGAUCGUAGAGAUUAUGACAAAUACAGGCGCAUCAUCAUAUACAAUUUCAACGAAUGCGACAAACACAACAACAACAUGCGCACACGAGCACAUGACUAUAAGUGGACAUUCCCAGAUAUAUGCAUAUUGAAGGAAAUUAAAUGCAGCACCAAAGGAAGUAGUAGACAAGACGGGCUUUUUUAUUACAAUUUUAAAACUCUCCAGUACCUAACCCUGUGCAAUCAGAAGGAUAAAGAAUUUGCCGUUUUCGAGGAUCGGGUAAACAAACCUUAUAGCAUUUUGGCAUGUACGCCUUUGAACCACUUGGACACGAUCCUUUUGUUGAACUUUUCCAAUGAACGAAAUGUCUAUGCCCUCGAAUUUAUGAACAUUGUAAACAAGAAGGGGAAAAUAAUUCCCAUAGAAAAAUGA